Molecule: messenger RNA, 4088 nt
Organism: Aptenodytes forsteri (emperor penguin)
Lineage: Eukaryota; Metazoa; Chordata; Aves; Sphenisciformes; Spheniscidae
Product: caspase-8
Exons: 8
Coding region: 1897-3294 (465 amino acids)
Biological process (GO): apoptotic process; proteolysis; regulation of apoptotic process
Molecular function (GO): cysteine-type endopeptidase activity; protein binding
Source: RefSeq, a predicted model, not a curated record
AUGGCUGCACACUGUAGUGGUACUCUUGUCAGCACAAGCCCAAAGGCAGGGUAGGCUUAGCACUAUAACCGCAGCUGCCAUUCAGCAAGGUUGUUGGAUGUUUCUGCGUGAUUUCCUGCAGUAUAUUGUAAGAGAGUUUGAAAGUCUUGGGGGAGAGUGGGUGGUUUUUAUACAACUUAGAUAUUCAUCACUCACUUCUUGCUGUCUACACUGUACACCUUCAGUGUAACUCUAGUAAUACAGAGCUGUGCCAGAAAGAAAUCGGCCUCAAACAAACAAAAUGUGGUUGGUUUCUGUUGAGGCUUACUGAUGGCAUACAGAAGCAUAUGCACAUGUGCAUGCUCUCCACCUUAAAGAAGGGUUGUGACUUGUGCAACCCUUGUUUAGACAGAUUUAAGUGGAACUAGUGUAAAAAGAGUCUUUCUGUUGGGAAAGUUGGUAUCUUGGGAAGAUCAUGAUCUUAAAGUGGGAUUUGUAACACCCACGAGUCUCUGUUAUCCCGUCCCUCCUGACUGUCAGGUUUUGUGCAGGAUCUGUGUAUCCUGCCUUGUGCCAGUAGAGGCCACAGUCACUACAGUUGCUGAGUAGUCAGUAGCCACAGCAUUUUCGCUUCCUCAAGACCAGCCUUUCUGGGAGAGAUUAAUUUCUGGCAGGCUGCUGUACAAGGAAUAGGUUGGGUCACUGAGACAGUUCUAGAGGAAGCUGGAGGGACAAAACCAGGAUGCAGGGGAGCUAGGGAAAUUGGAGAGACUGUAAGUUAACAAAAACACAGGAACAUUUUUUGGAAGGGCGAGAGAGAAAGAAAUAAGAAGUGAAACAGUGAAGACAAAGAGGAAGAACAGUGCCAGGAGGGUUGAUCCUUGAAACUGCUGCAUGAUGGGAGAAGCCUCUAUCUGGAAAGAGCCAACCUGGGCUUGGUCUCGUCCGCAAAUAUUUUUCACACAGUGCUGAUCACGGCAUACUUCCUCUUUCAAACUGCAACUGGAGUCUUUAUUCAGUUAAGACAUAGGGGAACUGAUGCAGGGAGAGAGACGCUGAGGCAUGGGAUGGCACGGAGACAGAACCAUUUUGGACCUGAAGAUCGGAUAGUGCUUGUGGUGUCCCUCUGUGCUGCUCCCAGCCUUUGGAUAAAAGGACAACUCGUGCCAGUGAUAUAAGUCAGGCAUUUUCUGAACUGUUACUAGUGUGUGCCUUUUGGAAGGAAUUUGUAUGCCUCAUUCUAUCGAAGGGUAUGUUGCCAUUUUGAGUUUAUAAGGGUAGAUAGGUUGAAAUUGAAUGAUUGUUUUAAUUGCAAAAUUUUUAACAAAUUUCGGCUCUCCUAACUGUCUGUCUUCAUAAUGCUGACUUCACAAGCUUCAGAGAGUCUGGCAGCUGUACUGAUUGCUGAUCAUAUAUUUCCUGCUGCAAAGAAGAUACUGGUGACCAGCAGACCAUACUGGGAACCUUACUGUUGAAGGCAGAGUUCUAUACUUCAAAGAGGGUGAAAAUGCCAAAAGUUAAUUAUUGCUUAAAUUCUCUUGUAAAUGGGGAAAUACAUUACAUAAAUAAUUUGAAAGGAAUGUUUAGCCUUUCAGUUCCUUGUAUUCACUGAAUACUGCUACUGAAUUCGGUGCUGAUAGUUGACUUAAGUUAGGAAAAAAUCUUCCAUCAAAGUGCAUGUUAAAAAUAGGCUCGAGUGAGUUGGAAAUGGACUUCAGAGAAAGGAGGUAAGUCGUGGAGAAUCUGGUGACACAGCAGGACAGUGGGACUGAGGUAUUUUUAAAUGGGAAGAUAUAAUUGAUUCACCCUUCCUUCACUGUCUUUUAAUUAGGAUUUAUGUGUGGGAGCAAAUAUACUGAGCUGUGCUGUAUGCUAGAAAGUCCUGGCUAUGCUGCUUGAUCCAAAUCCUGAUGUGAAAUGAGUACAGACUUCCACAGACUCCUUUUUGACAUUUCUGAGGCUUUGGUCACAGAUGAACUGGCAGCUCUGAAGUUCCUCAGCCUGGAGCACGUCCCCAUGAGGAAGCUGGAAACCAUCCAGGAACCCAAGGCCUUCUUCGAAGUGCUGCAGGAGAAAGAUAUGAUAGAGGUUGGGAAUCUGUCCUUCCUGAAGGAGUUGCUCUACCGGAUCAAUCGGAUGGACCUCCUGGCUGCCCAGCUGGGCUCCAGCCGAGAGGAGAUGGAGAGAGAGCUUCAGAUUCCAGGCAGGGCACAGGUGUCAGCUUACAGGCAAUUGCUAUAUGGAAUUGCAGAGGACUUGACUCCAGAAGAUGUCAAAAGCGUGAAGUUCCUGCUCCAAAAACAAAUACCAAAGAACAAGCUCCAGGAUAAUGCUUCAAUGUUGAGGGUCUUACUGGAAAUGGAAAGAAAUGGGAUAAUUAAAGAAGAUGACCUGACAAUGCUGAAAGAUAUCUUAAAGGGAGUUAGAGCUGACGUAAAGAAAAAAAUUGAUACCUAUGAAGAAAAAAAAAAAGAAAACGAUUCUAAGGAAAAACUCCACUAUCCAGUGUCUGUGUCUGUGCAUCCAGCAGGACAAGGAGCAGAGGCGGAGACACCACGCCUGCUUGUGGAAUCAUAUAAGAUGAAAAAUAACCCCCAUGGUUACUGUGUGAUUCUUAACAACUACAUUUUUAAAAAUCCACGUGAAGCCAGAGAAGGAACAAUGGAAGAUGGAGAGGCUGUGAAGAGGGUCUUUAAGUGGCUUCAGUUUGAGACAGUUGAGCACAUGGAUCUGGAAGCAAAGCAAAUGUAUGCGAAAGUUAAAGAAUACAGCAAAAAAGAUCAUAGUAACAUGGACUGUUUCGUUUGCUUCAUUUUUUCCCAUGGUGAAAAAGACAAAGUAAAAGGCGUUGAUCAUGAGUUUGUAAAUAUUAAAGAUUUACUCUCCUGCUUCAGUGGAUCUAAUUGUCCUUCUCUUGUUGGCAAACCCAAGCUGUUUUUCAUCCAGGCUUGCCAAGGCUCUGUAGGUCAUCCACCUGUCACAGUAGAAGACGACUUUUCUGGCCAUCUUGAGACGGAUGCUACCCCUUUGACUUCCAUUCCUGAUCAGGCUGAUAUUCUGGUUGGCAUGGCUACAGUGGAAGACUAUGAGUGCUACCGCUGUACAAAGACUGGCAGUGUUUACAUUCAAUGCCUCUGUGACAAGAUGAAGGUGCUUUGCCCACUCCGCAAGGAUCUCAUAACCAUCCUGACAGAAGUGAACAAGGAAGUGGGAGGAAGAGUAUUAAAUGGAUGGAAGCAGAUGCCAAAGAUAACAUCAACCCUACGGAAGCAAUUGAUCUUCCAAAUUCCACAAUGUCUGUCAACUGAAAAGUAGAAAAAUAAGAAUACACUCAGUGAAGAAUCACAUCUGGAAUGGGCUUCCACAGGGAAGAGAAUUUGCAAGAGAAAUUACCUGGAUCUGUGUAGUUAGCCCCAGUCCUUCAAGGGGCCAUGGGACCUAAAUUUUGCAAUUCCCAUGUUUAAUCAGUCUCCUGGCACCUGGAUCUGUAGCAGUCUGGUAAGGCCAUGGAGGAGUACAGAUCUGCCUUUCUGUCCUGCAGAAGCAGUGGAGUCUGUUCAGUUUCAAGUGAGGAAGCACUUCCAAGUAGUACGAUUUUUAAGAGUUAUUGGAAAUUCCAAUGGAAGUCCCAUUUCUGUCUGAGUUGUUAUUAAGUCCCUGAAAUCUGAAGAAAAGAACAGAUAGAUUGAGAGCGCUAGAUCCCUUCCCAGGGAGCAUGUGUAAGAUUGUAACUCAUGUACCCAGAGGUGAAUCAUUGUCUGUCUCUGGAAGCUGCAUAAUUUUUCAUGGAAAAUAACAUCCCUGUCCAAAGGACCAAAAAAACAUUAUUAUGAUAAUACAAGUUUAGUUCUUUUCCUCCAAAUAUUUGGUUUGCUUUAUGUUACUAAUUUACUUGGCUAAACAGUACUGCUGUUUAGGUUUUUUAAUAGUAAGGGUUCUAAUUGUGGUUUUUCUCAGAGCUCUUAGGGAACAGUCUGUUUUGAAUGGCUGUCGACCACUGGAAGGAAGGUCCCGCACCAUUAGAUCCACUACUCUGAGAUGCCUUUUCCUCCUGGCAACUGGCUCUAGCUCCUGUGGACUCUUGUUUCUGUUAUAAUAAAUACCCUUGG